Molecule: messenger RNA, 3226 nt
Organism: Columba livia (rock pigeon)
Lineage: Eukaryota; Metazoa; Chordata; Aves; Columbiformes; Columbidae
Gene: C6H10orf90
Product: chromosome 6 C10orf90 homolog
Exons: 9
Coding region: 11-2350 (779 amino acids)
Molecular function (GO): microtubule binding
Source: RefSeq, a predicted model, not a curated record
UGAAUUAUUUAUGCUCUCGCAGCCCGGGGGGCAGGUCCUGGCUUUCCCUGUUACCAUUGCAACAAGUGGCAGCCGGCCCGGCCGCGCUCGGGCCGUCACACGUCCCCGCGGAGUCACCGAAAUGCCGUCGGGAGGCGGGAACCCUCCCUGUGUCCGCUGCGCCCGACACGGCCGGCUGGCUUUGCAGGUUCAGCCUUGUGCGAAAUGGACCCGGGAAACACGGUCUUUUGUAACUCAAAUGUACCUGACCAUAAGCUGCUCCUCUUGGAAGACAACGGGUUGCUUCGGAAUGACCCAAAAGCGCUGGGGCGCUGGUGCUCAGAGGACGUGCACCGGCCUGCAGCGGCAGAGCGCUGCGGAGAGAAAGCCAAGCUCUGCCGAGGAAUCUCCGUCAUCACAAAAUACAAAAUUGAUUUCACCGAUGGUCAUUUCACAGAUGAUUGAGAAUAAAUCUGAAGAAAAUUGCCAUGCUUUGCCUGUGCAGCCCAUGAUCCCCCAGCCCAGUGCUUACCACACGAAGCAACCUCUGGCUACCCAUGGCUCAGUCAACAUUAACAGAGCAUUUACAGCGCUUCCCAGCAGGUUAGAAAUUCAGACAACUUUAGACAACACCACGUCUCCAUUGGACUCUCCCAUUGCAGAGGAAAAACAGUCUCAAAACCUGCGGAAAGGGUUUGCAUCCAUAACUAUUACAGCCAAACGUGUUUCUGCAGGAUCCAGCGACCCAGCACGAGGAGCUGGGGCUGUGCUGGAACCCAACGCCGUGUCCCCCACCUCGAGCGAAGUCCCCACUGCCCUCCGUCACCGUUCUCCACCGGGCUAUGCGAACCAAAAUGUCUCUCCAUCAAAGAUUCCUGAAUCUUGCUCACGAUUUGGCGAAGAGCAGCCACGAAAGUGGAUUUUUGACCCAGGAAACAAGGAGAACGGCGUGGGUCUUCAAAGCAGUGAUGGGAGAGAGAAAGUACCUCCUUCAUUCAUCUCUUGUGUCCACCUUCAGGUUUCUCAGCAGUGUCCAAAUACCAUCUAUUAUUUAGACAAGUCGCUCAAUGUGUGCAUUGACCAACCUCGAAUUAAAUGCCAAAAAAUUCAUAGAUCAACGCUGUCCUUCAAUAUAAAUUGCAGUUCGUCUAGAUUAACAGCAGAUGGAGUAGAUGGCAUAGCUAAUGGAGAGCCAAUAGAGACGAUGCUCAAGACAAAGCUCCUAGGAGAAAACAAGAAGACUCCACUCAGAUCAAACUGGAGAGCAGACUUAGCAGAAAAUAAUGUAAUUAAUAGAGAGACAACAAAUGAAGGCUAUUUGGGUAGUAAAUACCCUUUGCAAACUAUCUUUGUCUCUGAACUUCCAGCAUUUGUGGAUAUACCCGGAGGGCCUAAUAACGUGGUAACAGCAAAGAAAGAUGAUGAUAAGCAAUCUGGCAGCUAUCACACUACAUUUUCUCUCCAGCUUCCUAGUUCAAGUGAUGAGGCAGGAACACAAAUGCUGUCGGGAAGCAAGAAGCAGCAAUACAGCAGCAAUACAGCUACGGCCUCUGCUUCUCCUCCGGGUACAGCAUCCAGAAGGACAACUGCUGCUGCUACUGAUGGCGCGUCCAAAAAGAGAGAUCCCUCCAAAGACACCUCCCAAGCCAAAGAGAUCCAGGCACAGGGCCUCCUGAAACCAAAAAUGUCCAUCUCCAGUAGUACAUGCAAUAGAAAAUCCUCAUCGAGAAUUCUCUUGGAAGAAAAUGUGCACAGGCAAAACCAGCUCCUAAAAAGUGAUUAUGAAUUCUGUGGUUCAAGUGACAAAGCAGAGGAGCGCGCAGAGGCGGCUGAGCGGGAGCGAGCCGGCCGGGUGACACUAUCCACCGCUCGCCCGCCAGAUGUUACUCGUGAGAAAAACGAUGUGCUCACCCAGCCAGAAACCGGCUCCCGGCCUGAGAAAAUUCCACCAGCCUCGCUGACGCUGCGGGAAGCCCUGGAAGUCCACAAGCCUCAGUUCAUCUCUCGUUCCCAAGAAAGGCUGAAGAGGCUCGAGCAGAUGGUCCAGCUGAGGAAAGCCCAGCAGAGCGACGCUCCCGCGGGCAACCAAGGAGCGCCCGUCCGCAAGCUUUCCUCAACAUCCACUUCCAGCAAAAAGAAGCAAUACACCGUCCCUCACCCUCUCAGUGACAACCUCUUCAAACCCAAGGAAAGAUUCAUUCCGGAGAAGGAGAUGCAUAUGAGAUCCAAAAGGAUUUACGACAAUUUACCUGAAGUCAAAAAGAAACAAGAAGAAAAGCAGAAACGGAUCAUCAUCCAGAGUAACAGACUGCGUGUUGAGAUCUUUAAGAAGCAAUUACUGGACCAGCUCCUCCAAAGAAACACAGAGUGACAAAGGAUUCUCCUGCCCAGCAUCCUGAUUGGAUCUUGAAAGCCUUUGACUGCUGAAUAAGCCAUAAAAUUUACUGUUAUCUGAAUUACCUGGAGGUAUUUUUCUUAUCUUUGGCUUUUUAUGUAAAGAAAGAUCAUUUAUAUUUCAACUGACAUUUUAAGACAACUUUCAAGUAAUCAAAACCAGUCUACAACACAACACAGCUUUUUCAGAGCUUUGUCUUUGGGUCAGUUUACCCAGAGGAAAUGAUUUUAAUAUUUUUUAAUGCAAAUACUGAAUUACGGUGGUAUUAUUUAUCUUAAUCUUUUGGAAAGUAUACGUCUCUGUAGCAAUAGAACUGGGUUUAUGAGACCUGGAGAACUUAUUUCUCUGAAGUAUUCUAUUAAUUGAUUUCCUGUGAGUGAAAUCGUUGAAGAGAAACAAAUAUCGUUAUUUGUUAUGUUUAGAAACUGGCUGAAAUAGCAUUGCCACAUAACCAUAGCAGCAGCAGUUUCAUAUUAAUACUUAACAUUCCAAAAGAGACCAAUAUUUUAGCUCUGUGAAGAACUCCAUUCCUGUUUAUGUAGUGAAUCUACACAGCAAGCUUACCUGAUAAAGGGCCACAUUUAAAAAUUUGAUUAUAACACUGUUUUUUUUGUGGUUUUCAUUGUAAUAUAUAUUUUAGUCCACUUCUGUGAGCAUUAAGUAUUUCUAGAAAUGGCAUAUGAAGAAGUGGUGCCAAGCAGUACGUUUGCAUCAAAACUUCAGAACUCAAACCAUCUGUAAUGUUUCCUCCCAAAAUAUUUAAAUCUUUAUUUGUACAUUUUGGAAGUAAAAACAACCAGCGUACAAACCAACGGAGUUUAUUUAUGGAAUAAAAUAUGAAUACAAUACUGA